CCUUUUUUUUUUUUUUUUUUGUUCCUUUUCAUUAUCCUCCUCCUCGGUCUGCACCCUUCUCCGGACUUCACGCAGAACCUGCGGGUUUCGAAGAGGUGGUGGCCGAGUAGGAGACAAGAGGUGUUAGGGUCCAGGUUUGGUGAGGUUUGGAGUUUUGCUGAUUUUUUUUUUCUCUUGAUUUCAACAUUUUUUUCCCCUAUCUUCUUGGCAGCUGCCGACGCCUCUUACCUGUUCUGCAGCAGCAGCGGCGCUGCUCACAGCAGAGGCUUGGAGAGGAGUGGGGGUGCGUUUUAGACUUUAAGCAACAAGGAAAAAAAAAUAAGCCAAGUCCAUUUUUUUUUCUUCAUCACCCCCAUUUAUUUCCACAGCCUCCAAGCUCAUUAUUUCUGUUGCUUUGGGGUGAGCAAUUCUGUGGUCCCCCCACCUCUGCAAUUCUGACCCGAUCCCGCCUAGGGGUUUCUUCGGUCUCCGCUCACUCUGCGUGCACCUGGCGCGCCUCCUUUUUUCACCCCCAACCUGUUGCAAGUCUUUAAUCCUUGCAAUUGGGACUUGCGUGCAGGCACCUGAAUCCUCCUUGCCUCACAUUUUGCAAGUGUUUGGGGGAGGGCACCUGCUCUACCUGCAAGAGAUUUAAAAAAAAAAAAAAAUCUCCGGGAGCCCUCCUGGCCCUUUCUCUACGCACUCUCGCUCUCCUGCCCCGCCCCAAGGUAAAGCGAGACUCCGAGAAAAUGGUGCUCAGCGCGGUCCUCCUGCUGCUGGCCGCCUAUGCCGGGCAGGCUCAAGCCCUGGGCUCUUUCGUGCACUGUGAGCCCUGCGAUGAGAAAGCUCUGUCCAUGUGUCCCCCCAGCCCUCUGGGCUGCGAGCUGGUCAAGGAGCCCGGCUGCGGCUGCUGCAUGACUUGCGCCCUGGCGGAGGGGCAGUCGUGUGGCGUCUACACUGAGCGCUGCGCCCAAGGUUUGCGCUGCCUCCCCCGGCAGGAUGAGGAGAAGCCGCUGCAUGCCCUGCUGCACGGCCGCGGCGUUUGCCUCAACGAGAAGAGCUAUGGCGAGCAAACCAAGAUAGAGAGAGACUCUCACGAGCAUGAGGAGCCCACCACCUCUGAGAUGGCUGAAGAGACCUACGCCCCCAAGGUCUUCCGACCCAAACACACUCGCAUUUCCGAGCUGAAGGCCGAGGCCGUGAAGAAGGACCGCAGGAAGAAGCUGACCCAGUCUAAGUUUGUGGGGGGCGCAGAGAACACCGCCCACCCCAGAGUCAACCCUGCGCCUGAACUGAGACAGGAAUCUGAGCAAGGCCCCUGCCGCAGACACAUGGAAGCGUCCCUGCAGGAACUCAAAGCCAGCCCACGCAUGGUGCCCCGUGCUGUGUACCUGCCCAACUGUGACCGCAAAGGGUUCUACAAGAGAAAGCAGUGCAAGCCUUCCCGUGGCCGCAAACGUGGCAUCUGCUGGUGUGUGGACAAGUACGGGAUGAAGCUGCCAGGCAUGGAAUAUGUCGAUGGGGACUUUCAAUGCCACGCCUUCGACAGCAGUAACGUUGAGUGACGCGUCCCCUUCCAUCCUCCCCCCUUUCCUAUCCCCAGCCCCGACUCCAGCCAGCGCCUCCCUCCACCCCAGGACGCUCACUCAUUUCAUCUCAUUUAGGGGAAAUAUAUAUGCAUAUAUAUUUGAGGAAACUGAGGACCUCGGAAUCUCUAGCAAGGGCUAAGGAGACACUCCCCCCACCCCAACCCCCAAAAAUGUAUUUCUUUCUUUUUUUUUUUUAAAGCAAGAUGAAUGGACAGAGAAGGGAAGAAGAGGAAGGAGCAAGAGGGAUUGAGAGGUGGAAAGAGAAGCAUUGGCGUAGAAAGAGGAGGGACCGAUAGGGUUACAGAGAGC
This is a messenger RNA of Peromyscus eremicus (cactus mouse), 1877 nucleotides long. It is a transcript of the gene Igfbp5, whose product is annotated as insulin like growth factor binding protein 5. Lineage: Eukaryota; Metazoa; Chordata; Mammalia; Rodentia; Cricetidae. Gene Ontology annotation, molecular function: insulin-like growth factor II binding; fibronectin binding; insulin-like growth factor I binding. Gene Ontology annotation, biological process: regulation of insulin-like growth factor receptor signaling pathway. Gene Ontology annotation, cellular component: extracellular region. The record is from RefSeq and is a predicted model, not a curated record. The transcript has 4 exons. The coding region runs from base 729 to 1544 and encodes 271 amino acids.